This is a messenger RNA of Daucus carota subsp. sativus, 1725 nucleotides long. RefSeq names its product DELLA protein RGL1. The transcript has a single exon. Gene Ontology annotation, molecular function: DNA-binding transcription factor activity; sequence-specific DNA binding. Gene Ontology annotation, biological process: regulation of DNA-templated transcription. Gene Ontology annotation, cellular component: nucleus. The record is from RefSeq and is a predicted model, not a curated record. Bases 1 to 1725 code for a protein of 574 amino acids. NCBI's taxonomy places the organism in Eukaryota, Viridiplantae, Streptophyta, Magnoliopsida, Apiales, Apiaceae.
AUGGCAGAUGAUUUCUCUUUAUUCAGCGUGUUUGAUUCUCAAGAUGUUCAUAAGCCUCUUGAAGGUCUUUUAAAUGAUAUGUUAGUCACUCAACAAACGCAAGUAUCCAGUUUUGGGAGUGACAUACCUGGAGGGGUUGAUCAUUCCACCACUGGCAUUAGGUCGGGAAGGCAUCCAAUAAUCAUUGAAGAGCCAAGAGUCCAUCCUUCUGGAGACCAAGAAAAAUGUAUUUUCAGCAAUAGCAAUGUCAGUACUAUACCAGAACCUGAUCAGUUGAUAUUAAAAGGUCAAAAGUAUGAGCAAAGUUCAAAAGAUAGUGAUUUCAUUCAUCUUAUGCCUCAUAAAAAUUGUACAGAAUCUUUUCGAGUCCUUGGCAACUAUGGAAAAGGGAAGGAAAGAUGCAGGGAAGAUAUAUUUAGCGGUCACAGUAGCAAAAAUACCGUGACCGACCACAAAUUAACAACAGAAGAAAUAAUGAGGGUGGCUGGAGAAAGAUUCAUCCACUUCUCUAACAAAAGGUUUGACGGGAUCACCAGCUUUAUCCAUCCAGAUGGUUCAGCUCUGUCAUGUUUGUCGUCAGAGGACACCAGAAUGGUGGACCUUGCCCACCUCCUUUUAGAUUCAGCUGAAAAAGUGGGAAAUAAGCAAUUUGAUGCUGCCAACAAAUUGCUUCUGCAUUCUGAAGGUAAGGUAACUGACUCAGGUCAUCCAGUCGAAAGAAUAACUUAUCAUUUUUCUAAAGCUCUACGAGAAAGGAUUACAGCAGAAACAAGAACCAGUGUAAAUCAGAGAGAAACUGAUCAAGGAAGAGAUUACAGCGGACUCUUCUCAGGUGUUGAGAACACUUGUUUGGUACUUCAUCAAGCAGUUCCGUUCAGUCAAGUGAUGCAAUUUGCAUCAAUACAAAUGAUACUGGAACAUGUUGCAACAAGAAAAAAAAUCCAUUUAAUUGAUCUUCAACUUAGAAUUGGAGUUCAGUGGGCACCUUUAAUACAAGCUCUUUCGGAAAGGGAAACCUUUCCAGUUCAGCUCCUUAAAUUAACUGCUCUUCAGACGACAGACAAAGAGAAGGCUGAGAAUAUUGGCAAGAGGUUGCAAGACUAUGCCAAGUCUUUGAACAUUUGUUUUAUUUUCAAGGCAGUGUCCAUUGUAAACAUGAAAGAUCUCAAGGUAGAAUUAUUUAACAUUAGACCAGGUGAAGCUGUGGUAGUUUACUCUCCGAUUGUACUGAGAGCUAUGAUCCCAAAACCUGAGAACCUGCAAAUUUUACUAAGAGUGAUACAGAGGAUGAGACCUAAAAUCAUGGUAGUCAAUGAAGUAGAGGCAAAUCAUAAUUCACCAUCAUUUGUUAAUCGUUUCACAGAAGCACUUUUCUUUUUCAGCGCUUGGUUUGAUGCACUGGAAGACUGCAUAGACCGAGACAAUCAGUACAGAAUGAAUAUUGAGAGAAGUUACUUUGGCCGAGGAAUCCAGAACAUUCUUGCAACUGAGGGCGAGGGCAGAAUCAUAAGGUGUGUGACUAUGAAUGUGUGGAGGGUAUUCUUUCAAAGAUUUAAAAUGGUAGAAAUUGACAUCAGCAAAGCAUCUAUAAAUCAGGCCAACUUGGUCCUUGAGAAGAAAUUCUGUUGUGGAAACUCCUGCAAUAUAUAUAAGAAUGGAAAGUGCCUAAUUGUUGGAUGGAAGGGAACCCCAUUGCAUUCUGUUUCAGCUUGGAAGUUCAAGUAA